This is a messenger RNA of Salmo salar (Atlantic salmon), 2683 nucleotides long. Lineage: Eukaryota; Metazoa; Chordata; Actinopteri; Salmoniformes; Salmonidae. The record is from RefSeq and is a predicted model, not a curated record.
CAUUUGGGAACCACUGAGACUAAGUUUAACACGUGGGAUGGUCUGUUCUAAAAAUCCAGCUACAUUUUUGGAUUUAUCUUUUUGUUACGCAAUGUUUGUAAUGGAACAGUGGUGUCAAUUGUAUUCCGGGUUCUCAGAAAAAAUAAUGUUUUAUACUAGAUGAGCGGAACUAAAGAUGAAACGUUAGUUAGCCGUGAGCGAGUUUCAAUUUGGAAACUAGUAACCCACUUGCAGAAAGAGUCCUUUGUGAGACGGAGAUGUUGACGUCAAAUGAACGCUGUGAAGACAUAAAUUCAUAGUUUAGCUAGAACAACACAACAUAGGGAGGAUGAGCCCUGGUAUCCUCCCCCUGUCUCCAAACUUGUAUAACUAAUUAGGGGUUUGCCAUUAAUAAGUUAAACUGACCAAGCCUGUCCUCUUGUUUGCACAUGGUAGCCUUGUAUCCACACAGUUGACUGACCAGACAAAAGGGAUAUCUGAUACAUACUAUCAUACAAAUUACAAUAUGUUGGAGAUGCUUGAAUACAGCCAUUACCAGGUGCAGACCCAUCUGGAGAACCCCACCAAGUACCACAUUCAGCAGGCCCAAAGACAGCAGGUGAGGCAGUACCUGUCCACCACCCUCGGGGGUAAGCCUGGCAGCCAGGCCAGCAGCCUGCAGUGCCACAGCCAGCCCCCGGAGCACGGGAUGCCCCCCGGCCCAGGCAGCAGUGCCCCCAACAGCCCCAUGGCCCUGCUGACCCUCACCUCAAACUGCGAGAAGGAGAUGGACGAUGUCAUUGAUGACAUUAUUAGCUUGGAAACAAGUUAUAAUGAUGAUAUUCUUGGAUUUAUGGACCCCGGCCUCCAGAUUACAAAUACACUCCCUGUAUCUGGUAAUCUUCUGGACAUGUAUGGAAACCACAGACUUACCAGCAGUAACUCCUGCCCUGGUAGUUUAUCCAACAUAAAAAGGGAAUUCUCAGCUCCUGGCAUGAUGAACAUACUUGACAAGACUGCAUCCUGUGGCCAGUUUGACAACUACCAAAGGCCUGAGGGCUUUCCAGUUGCUGAGGUCCGAGCGAUGGCCAAGGAGAGACAAAAAAAGGACAACCACAACUUAAUUGAACGAAGAAGGAGGUUCAACAUCAACGAUCGAAUCAAAGAGCUUGGAACCUUGAUUCCUAAGUCAAAUGAUCCGGACAUGCGCUGGAAUAAGGGCACCAUUCUGAAGGCCUCGGUGGACUACAUCAGGAAGCUGCAGAGGGAGCAGCAGAGAGCCAAGGAGCUGGAGCUUAGACAGAGGAGGCUGGAGCAUGCAAAUCGCCAUCUGAUGCUGCGCAUACAGGAGUUGGAGAUGCAGGCACGGGCCCAUGGUCUUGCGGUUGUGCCGUCCCCUUCCCUCUGCUCCUCUGAGCUGAUGGCCCGAGCCAUCAAGCAGGAGCCCAUCCUAGGAGACUGUCCGUCAGACCUGUACCAGAAGUCAGGCCCCGACAUGUCCCCUACCACCACACUAGACCUCAACAACGGCACCAUCCACUUCAAUGACAGCCCAUUGGAUGCAGGGGAACCAGGGGCCUAUGGCUCCAACAAGGCCUCCACUAAACUGAAGGACAUAAUAGACAACACCCUGUCACCCAUAUCAUCCCUUCUGUCCUCAGUGUCUCCAGACGCCUCCAACAGCAGCAGCAGCAGGCGUAGCAGCAGCUCAAGCAUGGAGGAGAAUAAUCAUGGUUGUUAGCACUGCCCACGAGCUCAAGUCAUACUCAUAUUUUAGCAUAUUGUUAUUACUGUUAUUGUUAUUACUAGGUUCUGCUAUGAUCUAUUCCAUGAGACUUCUCUGCUAGCAUCCUAAGAUGUCCUCCAGCUUUCCUUCCCUUGUCUACAGACAUUCUGUCUUAUGCUUUUGUUUGUUUUACAAUGUCAUUGUGUCUCUUUCUGGAACCAAAUCUGACGGUUCAGAUUAGGUACUCUACUCCUAAACUGGCUGCUGAGAUUUACUGUACAAUAAGAUGAACUAUUCAUGCGUGAAUUAUUUGAGAGAAAGUGCACAAUAACAUGACAAGAUUCGAUUUUUUUUUCAUAUCAUGACUAUUUGUUAAAUUAGAGUUUAAAACAUUUGUUUAUUUUAGUAUAUGAUAUCAUACAGAAAUAUAUAUUUAGUUGAAUACUUUGUUAAUUAACUGACAAUAACAUUGUACUAAGCAUUUAAGAUGAGAUAAGACUUCUUACCCUUAAAUUAAAUUCAGAAGCAAUGGUUUGAAAGCCACAAUUUUAUUUUUGUGAAUAAGAAACAACUUUCAGGAACAAUGAAUGCCUUUUUAAUGGUGAAGUGAAGAUAUUUGUACAAAACAACAUUGUAAAUAUAAACAUUUUGUAAAAAUGUUUUGUUUGUUUUUUAAUGAGUAGGUCUUUAAUUAAGUGAAUACAUUUUAUUUUGAUUCCCCUGGCUAUUACCAUAUAAUUUACAUCUGUGCUCUUAUCCCAUACAAAGUUGUAAUGCACAUGAAGAUAACAUUUUGAACAGUUCAAACAGAUAUUUAGCUCAGAAGGAGCACCUGCCAGCAUUGUUCUUGUAUGUCAGAGUGUGAAAUACUAUACCUAAUAUUAUUUAUAAUUACUAAUAUUAUUUCCUAAUGUAACUUUCUGUAAGACCACUAUAUGGUUGACUGUAGGAGCUAGCCCAUUUAUAAAAUAAUGUAGU